This is a messenger RNA of Chara braunii, 579 nucleotides long. Lineage: Eukaryota; Viridiplantae; Streptophyta; Charophyceae; Charales; Characeae. The record is from the annotation of a GenBank genome assembly.
GGGUAUAGACCGUGCUACUGGUACCACCAGAUUCGGCGGAAGCCUAUGUCCGGGGAGGAACCCUGGAUCACGGCUAUACUCAACUAUGAUGGGGGUGACGAGCUGAGACUGAGGAUCAACGUAGAGGGAGGAAAAGAGGAGGAAAUGCGAACUGAUGGAAGUCUACAGGACGCUAUCACAGAGACGAAAGACCGUGUGGAGAGGCGCUGCAGAAGAGACGAUGUGACGACGAAAAUGCAGGUAACAGUCUCGUAUCAUGAGACCGAGACCUCAAUGGACACGGCGGACUGGGAGCAGGCCCACCUGGAACGAGACUCAGGUGGGGAGAGCGAGAUGCGCGAGGCGGAGGACCAGGAGACGGACCUCAGGUCCUGGAUCAGACCAGGCGAGAUCCAGAGGCAUCACCGGGCUGCGAAGCCGGUGGAAGAGGGACCUGAGACCAGCUCACGACAACUGAUGCCCAGAGGCCGUGGGACUGGGGAAAAACAGAGCAAGGGGAAGAAACGGGUGUGAGGCAAGAGGGGAUCGACACGCGUGGCGAGAGGGCCGGCAGCGGAGGGGCUGAGGCAAGGACAUGGC